This is a messenger RNA of Ambispora gerdemannii, 570 nucleotides long. NCBI's taxonomy places the organism in Eukaryota, Fungi, Glomeromycota, Glomeromycetes, Archaeosporales, Ambisporaceae. The record is from the annotation of a GenBank genome assembly.
AUGAACUUGGAUUUAUUGUUGGAACACUUCUAUAGACAGGAUAAACAAGCAAUAACAGAUCCAAACGCAAACCAACCAUUCAACGCGCGUACAAUUCGAUCAGCGACAUACGAUAAUGUUUAUCUCCGCUGCGACGGAAGCGGCGUCAAUGAAUUUAAGCUUUUUGGUGGUGGUGUUGUAAAUGCGCAAUAUGGAGCUGGCGAAUACGAAAAAUUCAAUUUUAUACCGCAAGAGGACGGUUCAUAUGCCAUUCAAUCAUCAAAAUUCCAAAAUUAUCUUCGUGUUCAGAUUUUCGUUCCGAGGUUUAAUUCUAAUGGUACAGGAACUGUGAAUGUUCAGAAUAAUAUUAUACGUCAACCUGACGAUAGUUAUGCGAUCCAGUCUAAAUUAUUCAGAACAUUUCUUCGAUUGGACGGUAGACAAGUCACAUCAUAUAACGAUGCAGGCUCUGGCCUUGUAAAUGUUCAAAGAAAUGUUAGAGAUAUGGAAAAAUUUAUUAUCGAGCCACCGUUAACUCAUUCCACACCUGACAAUAAUGACCGCAAUUCUGAUACUACUGAGUCUGAUUAA